AUGGCCACUCUUCUGCAUUUUGCUUCAACCAUUCUCCUAGGCGCCACGACGGCCAUAGCCGUGGCAUCCGUCCCCGAAACACUCAACAUCACGGUCCUAAGCGCCCAAAACAACCAAUCGACCCUAGAAUGCUGGGCCCUCGAGCCGGGUUUCGUCUCGUCGACGCAGCCCGGCAUCUCAGGAACGGCGGCACUGACCAUGGGACCCGUAGGCGCCAAUGCAUCCUACAGCAUCCUCCCUGCACAAUUCGACGGCGGGAGACACAAUGCCCCUGCAAGACAAUGGGUGAUCUUUGUCUCUGGACUGGCGCAUCUUACGCUGCCGCAUUCCCAGGACGAGGCGUGGAUUCGGGGGGGCAAGCAUGGGAUGAUCCUGGCGCUGGAUACGGCGGACGUCAGUGCGGAUGGGCACUAUACGACGUAUCCCAGUGAUGAGGUGACGGCCGCGGUGGUUGUGCCUUUGAAAAACGGGGAUGGUGACCCAGGGCAUCGAGUUUUGCAUAAGGGUGCGUGUAAUGCGGCGGAGCUGGACUUUUAG
This is a messenger RNA of Aspergillus clavatus NRRL 1, 537 nucleotides long. RefSeq lists its product as uncharacterized. The coding region runs from base 1 to 537 and encodes 178 amino acids. The record is from RefSeq and is a predicted model, not a curated record. The transcript is spliced from 2 exons. Lineage: Eukaryota; Fungi; Ascomycota; Eurotiomycetes; Eurotiales; Aspergillaceae.